Haemonchus placei is the source of this 315-nucleotide messenger RNA. The record is from the annotation of a GenBank genome assembly. NCBI's taxonomy places the organism in Eukaryota, Metazoa, Nematoda, Chromadorea, Rhabditida, Trichostrongylidae.
AUGGGCUCCAUAUUUACGUCGACUGCGAAGUUCACAGCACCUGUCGCCAAUGCUGCUCGUAUUCCAAUGAUCAAAUUCAUUGGCGCUCGACUGCCCAGACCUGAUUUUUCCCGGGUCGCUUCCGGUCCAAUUCCCUCGCCACCUAUUCCUACCACUGGAGCAGCGGCGUCCCCAUCAGGCGGAGGUGCUGUUGGAAAAACAUCUCGCGGACCUGCUAUUACCGAGGACGAACUCCCUCUUCAUUUCCGCCGUCCUCUCAUCGACCAAGAAGAAUGUGAUGCCAUAAACGCUGGCGGAGCGUACGGGUUGAAUUAA